GUAAGAAGGGAGCUGAUACUGGUUCAAGCAUAUGAACCAGAUCUCAGCGGCGGAGGCUACUACGAUCGUCCAGCGUUCAAAUUACACAGACGGCACACGAGACGCGCCUCUGCACCUCUACGAUACACAGUUUCUCCAUUGUUGAUCAUAGCAAAAUGCCAUUGGGAGAGGAUGAACAUUCCUGGAAAAAGAAAACAUCACGCAUCAAGGAAAUCUAUGCCUUCAAAGACGUUUUGGGAACGGGGGCUUUCUCUGAGGUGGUGCUUGCAGAAGAGAAGAGGACAAGAAAACUAGUGGCGAUAAAAUGCAUCCCGAAAAAAGCUCUGGAGGGAAAAGAAAACAGCAUUGAGAAUGAGAUUGCUGUGCUCCACAAGAUUAAACAUGCCAACAUAGUUUCCCUAGAGGACAUCUAUGAGAGUAAAUCACACCUCUACCUUGUCAUGCAACUGGUUUCCGGUGGUGAACUCUUUGACAGGAUUGUGGAAAAAGGAUUUUACACUGAGAAAGACGCCAGUAAGCUCAUCCAACAGAUCUUGGAUGCUGUGAAAUACCUACAUGACAUGGGCAUCGUGCACAGAGAUCUGAAGCCAGAGAACCUGCUGUAUUACAGUAUGGAUGAAGACUCCAAAAUAAUGAUCAGUGAUUUCGGCCUGUCAAAGAUCGAAGGUUCAGGGAGUGUGAUGAGUACAGCGUGUGGCACACCAGGAUAUGUGGCUCCUGAGGUUCUGGCACAGAAGCCAUACAGUAAAGCAGUGGACUGUUGGUCAAUCGGAGUCAUCGCAUACAUCCUAUUAUGUGGAUAUCCGCCAUUUUACGAUGAAAAUGAUGCAAAGCUCUUUGAGCAGAUUCUGAAGGCAGAGUAUGAGUUUGAUUCACCAUACUGGGAUGAUAUCUCUGACUCAGCCAAAGAUUUCAUCGUGCAUUUAAUGGAGAAAGAUCCCAGCCUGCGUUACACAUGCGAACAGGCUCUUCAGCACCCCUGGAUCGCUGGAGACACAGCGUUGGACAAGAACAUCCAUGAAUCUGUCAGCGCCCAGAUCAAAAAGAACUUUGCCAAAAGCAAGUGGAAGCAAGCAUUUAACGCCACAGCAGUGGUUCGUCACAUGCGCAGGCUGCAGUUGGGAACCAGUCAGGAAGGCCAGAUGCAGCCCACCCUGCCCAGCCCCUGCCAUGGACACCUGCUGGUGGCCGAAGGAGAUGGGGAAGAGAGCUCCCUGCAAAGGGAAAAUAGUGGCUGUUCCGAGGAUGUCAGUGAAGGAAACGACAUCCAAAACUGCACCUACCACGUCCAUCCCACCAGUCGGGUCUGAGUGUCAGUUAUCCUACAGUAACCAAAGACUAACUGUCCUGUUUUUCCACUGGUGUCAUGCCACACCCCAGUCUGACCAGGAAUACUGAGUUACUCCAGCUUCCUGCCACUAGGAAGCACUGCAGUGUAAAGAACCAGGUGGGAACAGGGUCACUACUAUUCCAAUGUAAGGAUUCUGUUUAAUGAGAGGAGAUUUCAAAAAGAAAAGAAAGAAGAAGAUUGUCACAGGUGCUUUAUGCGUAGUAUAUGCUAUUGUGGGAGCUGAAUAGUGAUUGGACAGUGUUUUAACUCAUUUUUAAAACAUCUAUUUUUAUGUAAUAUCCUGAAUUAAGAGUAUAGUGGGACUAUAUCUGCCGAUGUCUAUCUUCUUUAAAAAAUGAGCACCAUGUUUUGCCUAAAGGUUGUUGUCUAUGGCUGUUGGUAUGUGGCCUAAUUCAAUCCUCACAAUAGUUUUAGAUCUGUCAAGAUUUUACAAGGUUGCAGAAUGUUGACUUGUGCAAAGAUUGUACACUUUAAAUGCACAUCUUGAAUUUUAGCUUUUGAGGGUAAAAACACGCUGCAAAUAUAAUUUUCUUUAUCAGUAUUUUUGUUUUGUUUGUCCAGUAAAAAUAUCUAAACGUUUUAAAAAAGGUGAACAAGAUAAAAAGAUUUCUUUUGCAGGGAAUAUAUCUUGAAUUAUGUUGAUUUUUAAAUUUAUUAUCAUUAACAUUUAAGCAUAAACCUCACUUAAUUUUUUUAGAUUGACUUCAAACAAUUUGCCAAUGGGGUAAGAAAAAUGAACCUAAAGAUGUCUUGUUUUAAAGAUGUAAACAAGACACAAAUACUGAGUUUUGCAGGCCACACUUCACAACAGGUUUCACAGCCAUGAGAUUUUACAUGUUAACUGUGUUGCCACAUCUCGGUUACUCUGCACUUCCAUAAGAGGCGCUAAUUAAGUCUAAAUUACAUUUUGAUUGGUCUUUGGUUCGCUUUUUAAGGUUGUGUUACACCAUGUCUACUCAAAAAAUCUUAAAAUCACUUGUCAGUAUGCUUAAGAACCUAUUUGUGGCAUCGGAUGUUUUCUGUCGUGCCUUCAUGGAUUCAGUGUCAAUGUUGUACUUUUUUUUUGUUUACAAAUUUCUUUGUUCUGUUUUUGUCUUAUCGGUUGGGAAUGUUGGAAGCUGUACAUGUUAAAAAAAGUUGUUUACUCUCCAGUUUACCUACAAGGCUACAGCUUUACUAAGCUAUGCACUGUCGGUAGACCCUUUGUAAAUGUGUAAUGUGUGCUGCCAUCUUUUAAAUACUGCAGAGCUUUUGUUUCAUCUUCAUAUUUUGUAAACCCCUUUCUAUUACAACAUUAAUGUACUCAGGGGAGGAAUAGAAAUCAGAGGAUUUUGAUAUAUUGAGGGGUCGUUUUACAAGGGGAAAAUGCGAUAGGAUACGUCACUACAAGGCUAUGCUUACAAUUACAUUCUUUAACUAUAUUUUACAUUCUGGAUUCUUUUCAAUGUUGGAACCUGUAUGAAAGUAACCUCCAUUAAAGGAUGUGAAUGUGUGACUUGACUCCAGUUUUAUGUUUUGUUUGUUUCCAUCACUUCCAGACAGAAGUUGUUAAAAAUGUUAAUGAUGGAAUUUUUUUUUUUUAUAUAUAGUUACAUAAUAGGAUUCUCCAGAUGUUUGCAAAAAGUGCUGUAGUUUCCACAAAUGAGUUGGAAGUCAUUGUGUUUUCCACAAGGAGUUUUCCAUUAACACAAAUGGAAAUGCUUUUUUCACAUUUUUCUUUUUGUGUAAUGGCUUUUUUUGUUUUAUGCUAUUAAGGGUGAAGUGAGUCAUUUUUGUACCACUAUGUCAGAUUUUUACAAAAUUAUGUCUUUUUUAAAAAAAAAAAUUCCCAAACACUCCCCCCAUCUGCCAUUUGGUCAGAAAAAUAGUUAAGUCUCACACCAACUCUUUACAAGCAGUUUCAUAGGUCAUUUAGUCAUUACAUAGUACAAAAUGGUUGCUGGAAGAUUCUCAUUUACAAUACAUCAUAAUGCAGAUAGAAUGAUUGAGUUGAAUAUAAGUGUAAUAUAAGUUAAGCUCAAUCGACUGCAUUUGUGGCAUAAUGUUGGUUACCAGAAAAAUGUCCCUCCUUUUCUUAAAAAAACUAAAUAUAAAUAGAUUUUACAGUGAGGCACUUGCAAUGAAAGUCAAUGUGCAAUUUUGGGGGAUUUAAAGGCAGAAUUGUGAGCUUAUCAUUUUAUUAAAUGUUUGGCAUUAAUUCUUUUGUUAAGACUUGUGUAUUAUUUGAGCUUUUAAGUUGUUUAAAUUGUAAUUUUUACAGUAAUUUGGGGUUUUAGGGUCUGUUGACAUUACAUCAUCAUGGCAACGAUGUAUGUAUAUUUGUAUGUAUAUGUACAACCAUAGAAAUAUGCAUACUGUUUAGCCUUUUUGUAAGACUUGUAAAAGCUGUUUUGAGCCAUUACUUGAAUAGAUGUAGUACAUUAUAUAUAUUUACUAGUUAUUAUUCGUAAUGGAGUACUGCUCGAUAGUGACACCAAUGAUUUGUAUUUUUAAAAAUGUGUAACUGUUAAGUGGAUUAAAUAUUUAUUGAUUAUGCAUUGCAUUUCUGUGCUCUGUCUAAUGUGUUGAAAGAGUGAGAAUGACACAGAGAGAGGAUGUGGUAUAUAUACUGUAAAUAUAAUAUUGACACAUUUUCUAAAUAAUAAAGGUUAUGGUCUUGUUUUGGCAUGUUUACGUACUUUGAGAAGCAUGGAGGGCCAUAUUACUCAGAA
Molecule: messenger RNA, 4062 nt
Organism: Xyrauchen texanus (razorback sucker)
Lineage: Eukaryota; Metazoa; Chordata; Actinopteri; Cypriniformes; Catostomidae
Product: calcium/calmodulin-dependent protein kinase type 1-like
Exons: 12
Coding region: 156-1310 (384 amino acids)
Biological process (GO): peptidyl-serine phosphorylation
Cellular component (GO): intracellular anatomical structure
Molecular function (GO): ATP binding; calmodulin binding; calcium/calmodulin-dependent protein kinase activity
Source: RefSeq, a predicted model, not a curated record